Molecule: messenger RNA, 532 nt
Organism: Tarenaya hassleriana
Lineage: Eukaryota; Viridiplantae; Streptophyta; Magnoliopsida; Brassicales; Cleomaceae
Product: mediator-associated protein 3
Source: RefSeq, a predicted model, not a curated record
UUGGUUUUUUUAAUACUUAAUAAAUGGAACAUAUUUUGGGCCUCAUUAUGGGCUUUGGGGUGUCGUAAACAAAAAACCCUAGUGGAUCUUUGGAACGGAGCGGAGAAUGGAGGAGGGAGGGAGAGUGGUGGAGAUGGAAGAUGAUCUGAAGAAGAAGAUCAAGAAAACAGUGAAGAGGAUCCUGAAGAGAUCGAGCAUGUACGACAUGACGGAGAUCAAGGCCCGAGAUAUGGCGUCUUCCGAGCUGAACCUCGACCUUCGAGAAUCGGUCGAGAAUUUCAUCGAGGAAGCGAUCGCCGCCAUCGAAAACCAAAAGGGCAAAUCUCAGGAUCAGAGAGGAGGAGGAGGAGGCCAUGAAAAGACGGCAACCAAGAAGACGAAGAAGAAGAAGAAGGAAACGUAAUAUAUCAUCUUUGGUCGUUUUUGUGAUUUCUGCAAUUACUUGUAGACUUUUUCACUUUAAUUUUGUUUCAAUAUAAUCUUUUUAUAUGUAAUUGAAUUUUGCUUAUUGACAUAUGAUUCUAUGAAGAAA